CAAAUAUCGAAUUUUUAUCGCUGAUGGUACUUUUUGGACUGUUUGAACUCUUUUCGUAUAAGUUUGAUUUAGAAAAUACCCUUGUGUGAAAAAAAUAUGCCCUCCUUGAAGAAAUUGUAGCAAUAAACGCCCGGUUUGUUUUGUUUCUACCGGGGGAUACUGUUAGACGGACCGGCUCGAUUUAUGGAGUUACGAGUAACAUUUCGGUUGUGAGAGUUUCUCUACGAGGCUUUUUGAACAAAAUGGGAAACUUCAGAGUAUGUGUAAGAACAACAGUCGUCUUCCUGAUAUUUGAGUUGUGCUUCGUGUGUUGUGAUAUAACGGACGGAAACGCAGAGCAUCUGAAGAGGGAGCACUCGUUAAUGAAACCUUACCAGGGAGUUGGCAGUGGACAUAGCAGUCAGUGGGAUUUCUGGGGCAGCACAUUGGUGACCAGCUCAUAUGUCAGACUCACCCCAGAUGAGAGAAGCAAGAUGGGAUCCAUCUGGAACACAGUGCCGUGUUACCUGAAGGACUGGGAGAUGCAUGUCCAGUUUAAAAUUCACGGGUCAGGAAAGAAGAACCUCCAUGGUGACGGCAUCGCUCUGUGGUACACAAAGGACAGACUGCAUCCAGGGCCCGUGUUUUCCAACAAUGCUCUCUUCCACGGGCUGGCCGUUUUUAUAGAUACUUAUUCUAACGACGAUGCCACAGAUCGUUCCUUCCCGUACAUAUCAGCCAUGGUGAACAACGGUUCAGUGAGUUAUGACCACGGCAAAGAUGGCCGAUCGUCAGAGCUCGGAGGCUGCUCUGCUGAGAUAAGGAACAGAGAUCACGACACGUACCUCGCCAUCCGCUACUCUAAAGGAAGGCUCACGGUGAUGGUUGAUGUGGACGACAAGAAUGAGUGGAAAGAGUGCAUUGACAUUGGCGGUGUUCGCCUUCCUACUGGAUAUUUCUUUGGAGCCUCAGCAGCUACAGGAGAUCUGUCUGAUAACCAUGAUAUCAUCUCUAUGAAGCUCUACCAGCUGAUGGUUGAACACACCCCAGAGGAGGAGAAUCAGGACUGGACAAAGAUCGAACCCAGUGUCAGCCUUCUCAAGUCCCCAAAAGACAACAUUGACGACCCUACUGGAAACUUUAGAGGCACGCCCCUCACUGGCUGGAAGGUCUUCCUGCUCCUGCUGUGUGCUCUGCUGGGAAUCGUGGUGUGUGCUGUGGUGGGGGCUGUAGUUUUCCAGAAGAGACAGGAGAGGAACAAGAGGUUUUACUGAGAGCGAAGAACCCCAGAAGAACCGUGUUUGAGAGAUGUUUGAUGAGGAACAAACUGCUUCCAGAUGACAGAUUGAGCACAUUCAAUGUGAAUUUUUCUAAAGAUUGUACAAAUGUUUAUAUCUUUAAAGCACUGAUGAUGGUAACUGAGAUGUUGGUGAAAUGAUGGGGGACUAGAGGUUACCAUGAGUGACCCUGAUCGAUGCUGUUAUUGUCUUCAUGUCUCUCUGUGUUCAUUAACGGUCGGGUUAGAAGAGCCCAACUGGUGUUUGUGCUUUGCUCUUCUGCAGAUGUGAUGCUAAAAAUGCUGUUCUUCAGCAACCAAUGGUCUUCUAGAUUUUUUUAUUUUUUUGUCUUCCAGACUUUUUUUUUAAGAUUAUUUAUUGGAUGAAGACAUAGCACAAUCAAAAACGUUACAAAGAAAGUAAUUCAAAAUAAAGCGGUAUUGGCAGACAAAAGAAAACCCAAAGCUGCUUUCACACACAGUCGGUAUGUUUACAUGCAGUCACAAGAAGUGGAUUUCUGAAGUUAGUUGGGCUAAAACUGGACUUUUGAAUGCAUCUUAAUGUGUUAGUUAAGUUAAUAUCGUAGCGAGUUCCUUAAAGUUAGACUAACACACACUGUUGAAGAUCAAUUUAUGCUUACCUGUAUCCACCUCAGUCAGACCCCAACUGUUCAGGGCGUUCUACUCAUGCUCCACAGCAUUCGCAUGGAGAUUUGACGUAGAAACAGAGCAGUGUAAAUGUGUAGCAGAAGUCUUCUUAAGGUGUAGUGUGCAUCAUUUUUGUACUAAUGUAUUAACUGUGGUUGGUGGUAAGCUGAUACCAGUGUUGUCCAGGUAUUAUUAAUGCCAUGAAAUUGAUUUUUGCAACACCAUUGUCACCAGUUUAGACACAGCCAUUGUGUUGUGCAUGUGCAAGGCAUAACCAAUGCCACAGACAGCUCAAAAUACCAGUCGAGGUGGUGAAUCAAAGUAGCAUAACAGUGUCAAAUGAGUCUGACAACAGCUCAGUUUGAGUUCAGUGGUUUGCAUGUUUGUCUCUGACUCUUCAGCUACAUUCAAACUGCAGUUAAAAGUGACCUGAGUCUGAUUUUUUUGUUCACAAGUGACUUGUAUCUGAGUGAUUCUUUCUGACAGCAUGAACAGCGCAAGUUGCAUUGAAUCUGACCUUUUCGAGUCAGAUUCAGGCCACUUUCACAUGUGGUUCUAAAUCAGAUCUGAUCUUUUGGAAGUUGACUGCAGUGUGAACAUGUAAACAUAACAUCUAAACUAACAAGGUCAGAGAAAAGAUCAGAAUUGUGCAUUAAGGCCUGCAGUGUGAAUGUAGCCUUAAAGAAGGCAAACUAAAUGUCCCCUGCUUUUGCUCUCUCUGCUCCAAGUUUGAUGUCGGUAAUAACAGCAACAUAAUGCAAAUGUGUUACUAUGCUGAGCUUCUCUGUCUAUUGCAUCGACUCCAUUCGUCUACAGCCCAGCACUGCUGCAGUUUGUGUUGUAACAGCUUAAAUAACUGUUGAAGGGUAUGCUUUAAUUGAUGAAUUGCUUUUUUUUAAGUCUAUGAUAGUUAAAAGUAGCAGGCUGUGGCGUUAAAUAAGGUCAGAGAAGCUGCUGUAAACACAGUAGCACUCGCCGAUAUAUCUGCUAAAGCAAUGUCAGAUAGAGAUAAACACGCCAUUUCUGAUAGGUUCUUCAAAAUAAAAGUCUGUAACUGUUAUAUUGUUUGAGCACUUUCAUGGUGAAUACCUGCAUCAGGAAAUGUUUUUACAGUAGCAGUAACACACUUCAGCAGGAGAGAAAUGAAACUUAAAAGCACAGGUGAAGUGUUUCUGUGAUCAUAUGCUCAGAUGCGAGUUUGGUAUGCCCUCACAGGCUAGUUUUAGGGGGAGAAUACCAGGAUGUAAUCCAGUUACUGCAAAGACCAAAACAUUACUGUGAUAUAAAUUUUAGGCUGUAUGCCCAGCUCAACAUGUGAGCAAUGUCUACCUGAAGAAGUGUUUGUAUAGUGAGACAGCAGUCCAAUUAAAUAGCCUGAUUAAGCUUCAGUCGUAGUUCAGCAUAACUGCAUGUAAACAUACUGAGCCACUCCUGAAAACUGACUUCAAGUAGCUAUUAUACUAGGGGAAAUUGGAGAAAUAUUCAGGAGUGUGUGGAUGUGUGAAAACUCAAAUUAGACUGGAGAACCCAUAAAAAGAAUACUUAAAUUUGUGUUGGUUGAUCUCUUUUUGUUUUUUUUGUUUUUUUGUUUUGCUUCCAUUCUUGCUCUCAGAAACUUUAAAGAAGACAUCUUUUAUUUUUCUUUGUUACUGUGCCCAUUUACAAUUAAAAUACAACUGGAUUUCAGGCGUGGUAGAAUAAAUGAAGAUUUCUGUCACUGAAAUUUUGUGGACAUCAGGCUCUCCACGUAAACAUUCAAAAAGGAACAGAAUCGAGUGCCUAGAAGGAUAAAUUACUAAAAAUGUUAUCAGCUGUCAUCCCUCUAACAAGACUGGAAAUGUUGCUGUUUUUCUUGAACUCUUCAUGCCUGAAUCCUAACGGCUGAAUUUGUUGCUUGUUUUCCUUGCUGGGUUUUUGAGCAGGAGUGAGAGGGGGGUGUUUAUCCAGAAUAUGCCUUAGUUAUUAACUCUUUGUUCUAUGUUUGAUGAUGUUAAAUUUUACAAAACCUGUGUUUCAGUGACGUUAAGAUAAUGAGAAUCACUAAUAUGAGUGUGAUAAAUAAAAACACACGCUAAAUGUUCAGUUCAAAAG
Molecule: messenger RNA, 3994 nt
Organism: Cheilinus undulatus (humphead wrasse)
Lineage: Eukaryota; Metazoa; Chordata; Actinopteri; Labriformes; Labridae
Gene: lman2
Product: lectin, mannose-binding 2
Exons: 8
Coding region: 243-1253 (336 amino acids)
Biological process (GO): endoplasmic reticulum to Golgi vesicle-mediated transport; endoplasmic reticulum organization; Golgi organization
Cellular component (GO): endoplasmic reticulum membrane; endoplasmic reticulum-Golgi intermediate compartment; Golgi membrane
Molecular function (GO): D-mannose binding
Source: RefSeq, a predicted model, not a curated record